Pelagomonas calceolata is the source of this 1306-nucleotide messenger RNA. The record is from the annotation of a GenBank genome assembly. Lineage: Eukaryota; Pelagophyceae; Pelagomonadales; Pelagomonadaceae.
CGCGCGCAAACGAGCUGUAGCAGCGCUUCUGUGGGGAAGGGCUGCCUGCACACGAAGGCAACCGCAGCAGAACCAUGGCCGGCCGCCCGCCGCGCCGCGAGUACGACGGCGACGCGCCCGGCGCCCCCGGCGGCAUCAUGCCUUUGAGGGCAAGGGAGCUCGUCAUGCGGGGCAGCCCCGGUAAAGUGUACGAGCGCCCUGUGACCGCUGGUGGCACACGAAGGAAGCCCUCGCUCAAGACCAAGUCCCAAACUUCUCUGAGGAGGCCCUCGACGGCGGGGUCGACAGGCGGCCGGACGCUGCGGCGACCGAAGGACCGCGCUACUCUAAGUCAACAGGAGGCGACGAAGCACUUUUCUUUAUCGUUAGAAUUGUCCGACGCGUUGGUCAACUUUGGCGUCCUCAAGCAGGGUUUUAGGUAUACCUGUUCUCGGACACUGACCAACCGGUCGGCGUCGGGACUGCGAUGGAACUACAAGCGCGGUCUAGAAGACAGCAUCUCGCAAUCUACCCUAUCAGGAGACGACCAGGUGUCCUGCGUGACGCCGCGCGGGAGGCUAGCACCGGGCGUGGCCUUACGUUUAGCGUUUGAAGUCGUGGCCAAGAGACCGGGCGAGUGCCGGGCGUCCUUCGUGAUCCAGGGCCAAGAAGAUGUAGUGAGAACGGAUCCGGAGCGAUACACGCGGACCAUCAACGAGAAGACGCUGCAGCGGUUGUGUUCUAUACCUGUAAAGUGUACUGCUACUAUUUUAAGUGCAGACGACUUCAAGGCGCAUGUCUUGCAGCAGCGCUUCGAGAGGAAGCCGCUCAUGGCCAAGGGCGUCGAGUGCCACGGGCGGCUGCCCCCCUCGAGCGUCGAAGUGGCCUCAGUGGUCGACGAAUCAGAUGAUGCGUCCGAGAAGCUUGAUGCCGCAGUCAACGACUGGUUGGAGGGUUCGGCAUUACCACAACAAGCUAUUGACUUGCUCGAGGGCCAAGAUGAAAAUAUUGUAGAUGAAUUAGCACAUAUGCCGUUCUUCCCGGAGUGCGUGUACGACCCCGCGACCGGUGAAUUGAGGAUCGACGAGCGGCAGCAGGGCUUUAUCGUCGAUCCUAGUAGAACGCUGGAGGAGGUCGUCGCCGAGUACGACGCUCGAAAUGCGAAGCGGAUGAGUGAAUUGGAGGGUGGCGGGUUGCUCACGGGGCGGUGCCUGGCGGAGUUCGCGCGGCGGCACUUACCGGAAGAAAAGCAGAAGGAAAUAGAUAGAGAGGGUCUCACUAGGAAAGAUGCGGUACGCAAGGUCAUGGAGGGUAAAUAAUUACUAGC